Messenger RNA from Drosophila subobscura, 2684 nucleotides. RefSeq lists its product as uncharacterized. The transcript is spliced from 6 exons. NCBI's taxonomy places the organism in Eukaryota, Metazoa, Arthropoda, Insecta, Diptera, Drosophilidae. Bases 920 to 2272 code for a protein of 450 amino acids. The record is from RefSeq and is a predicted model, not a curated record. Gene Ontology annotation, molecular function: protein binding.
UCUGGGCCAACGCGAGCACGAUGCUCAGUUUCGCGCACCAUUUUGGAGCAGUCAAGCAGUCAUUCCUUCAAUAUUCCAAUCAAAAUCCAAACAAACUUCGGCGCUGACGGUCGUGUUCUAGCGUAUUAACGUAUUUUUUAACCAACAGACAGAAACACUUACUGUAUUUUCGUAUCUGUGGCCAAGUUUAUUAUUUUUUUGUCCCUAUAUUGUGACCUUUAACUGCAACAAAUAUAACUCUCUUCGCGCAGCAGAGUGAGAUUAUCCGCACUUGAGGCCGCACUCUCACUUAAACUUGCAACAAAUUAAAAGUAGUUAAGCAGAGUAAUCCAACGCGUGCGUGCUUUUUUUUUCUCCAAGAAGAGAGAAUUAGAACAAUAGUUUAAGUGCAGAAAUCAUCAAAAAGAGUGCCAUAAAAGAGUGCCAGAGAAAGAGAGAGAGAGAGUGUGCGGCGGAGCGUCAUUGCGGAGGAGUUACGUCAAAAGAAGUCACAGCGGCAACAACAAACCGCGCGCCUGGGCACCCAAGACGAGUAACUGUGAAAGAAGAAUACUAAGCGGAGAAGGUGGUGUAGGAGGAGAGCAGCACAAACAGCCUUUGGCGGCGGCGUCGCCGUUAUUUUUCUGUUGUUGUUUCUUCUCCGUUACGUUCUCCUGUUUUUGUUGUGGUUUUUUUUUGUCUCUUCUCCCUUUUUUGUUGAUUAUUUUUGUUGCUGUUGUUGUUGGUAAGCCGGCUUUGUCUGAGAGUGGAGGAGUGAAGAGAGCGCCGAGCCCUGCAGAGCGGAGGAGCGCCGGCUGUAGACGGCCGAGUGGUGCGUGCAACGCUAAGUAAAGGCAAACGACGGGCGGACAACGUAACACAGCGGAAACGGGAACGGGAAAGGGAACACCAACGCUUAUGUAAAGCGUAAUAUGGAAGCAUGUCGUCCACGUCCAGCUCCGUGCUAACGUUGUCAUCGUUCAAUCUAUUAUUUUUCACCCAAGUGCUCACGGUGCUUAGCUCCACGAUUAAGUACAACGAAUAUGCAACGGAUAAGGGCGGAAAUGUCAGCAUACCCUGCAUCGCCCAGGGCAACAUAAUGUGGGUCAAAGAACAUGGCAGCAACAGCACAAUAGUCCAGACGGGUCGUGUCUUGGUGCUGCGUAAUGUGAGCACAUCGGAUGCUGGCAUUUAUGUGUGCUUUGCCACAGCCACAACCACUACCACAACUACAAGAGCAACAGCCACAAGCCCAGCGACAACUACCUCACCGCGACUGGAGAAUGAGGGGGAGCAGCAGCUGCCAGAGGAGGAAACCGCAACCGCAGCCACAACCGCAACCGCAACCACAACACAAUCCAAAGAGCAAAAGCCGAAGCAGGUGCAGGAGGAGGAGCUAAAGUAUCAGGCAUACCAGCGCACAAAGCUCACGGUACGCACUGUACCCGGCCCAGUGACGCAGCUGUACUUCAAGGCCUCCACCAUACUGGGCUUUCUCAUCUGGCGCUUCAACAAAACCCAGUCGGGCGGCUAUCCCGUGCGCAGCUUCACCGCCGAAUUCCGGAAUGUAUCGUACAGCCAGCCGCCGGCAAAUGCCAGCUUCGAGCACGCCUGGAGCCGCAUGGAUCCCAUUAAUAUAGCACCCAAUGUGCGUCAAAUGGAGGUGUAUCGGUUGGCGCCAAACACCACCUAUGAGUUCCGGAUAUGGGCCAACAAUGAGCUGGGCAGCGGCGUGGUGGUAACCACCAAUGUCACCACCUUGCCGGAGACCAAAGAAGAGGAUCUCAUACGCCUUAUUAAACCCGACUUAGACAAUUUCGAUCCACGCAUUUGGAUAGUGGCCGUCAGUAUAGUGCUCGGAACACUUGUGAUAUUAGCCAUUGGACUCUGCAUUGUGCUCUCCAAGGAGUGCUACCAAGCAUCGCAAAUGGAACUGCAAGAUGGUUGGGACAGCAUUGAGCUUAUACCGAAUAUAAUACUUAAUCCCGGUUUCAGCGAAUCGGAUGGAGGCGGUGCUGGUGCUGGUGGCGACGAGAAUGAUGCCGAUGCGGCAGCAGCUGCCGAAGCGGAGGAGGAGGCACGAGUGCGAUUUACACGCACCAUUGUAUUCGGGCAGAAGCCACGACCCAGUCGCCUGCACCCCCAUGGACAUCCACAGCAUCGUGCACCGCCGCCGGUGGUGGUGUUCGAUGAUGACGACGACGAUGACGAGGAGGAUCACGAACCCACGAUGGAGAGAUUCAAGCGCAAAGUUUCGGUAUUUUUUACAGGUCCCACCAUCAAACGUAUUUGAGAGUACAAACACUUACCACAUAGGUUGUUGCCACAUUGCGGUUUAAUCUCGGAUUGUUAUUAGAGCUUACACUAGUCACAGUUACGAGUACUUGCAGAAAUGCUACUAAAUACAGUUUGAUUUCAUUUCGGUUUCCUGCGUGCUUCAGAGUUAAGCGAGUUGAGCGCUUUCCAAGUUCUGAUUUGGUUUGCUAUUCCGAAUCGUCACACCACCACACUACACCACAACGCCACAAAUAUCUAGAAUAUAUAUAUAUAUAUAUAGAUAAUAUAUACACUAACUUAACUAAACUAAACUAAAACAAAACAAAUAUAUUGCUGUGAUACCAAAUUCAAUUGAACGGAAAUUGUAAGGAUUUACCAAUAACGAACGUAUAAUUAUUCAUGAAUUUGCUGAAGCUACAACAAGAAAC